AUGGACCAGAAUGGCGAGGGUUUGAUCUCGACCGUGGUGGUCACAUUUCAGUGGGGACGAAAUGCAGGAGACCCGUACACUGUGCAAUGGGAACGACACCUUCACGUGACUGCGGAGGAUGACGCCCUCCUGAAGUUCCUGCGGGCUCGGAAGUUCAACGCGGACCGUGCUUUCAAGGUCGUCAAGAACUGCUUGAAGGUCCGAGAGGACAACCCGCAGAUGUUAGAUCACCUGAGCCCAAGUCGCAUUCCAUUCGAUAGCGCCUGCCGAGAGCACGGUCUGGUGACGAUGUCUCGCAAGACUGAUCCCCAAGGACGGGGCGCUGUGAUACUCAGAUUCGAGUGUGUCAUAGUGCAUGCCAUGUACCUUAUCCACCAGGAGCAGUUCCAAGUCAAAGGUGUCGUUAUCGUCUUGGACCUGAAGGGUCUCGGCGUCUACCACAUGGCCCAUUACACACCGUAUAACAUCUUCAGUCUCGUACAGGGCUGCUUUCCCCUUCGAAUCAAAGGAGUGUACAUCAUCAACAACCCGGCGAUAUUUGAACUAUUCUUCGCCAUCGAUAAGCAUUUCAUGAAGUCGAAACUGAUGCAAAGGCCGAGGAGCAUGGAUCCAGGCACGAACGAGAGCUACGACUACGACGUCAUGGAGAAGAAACUUCUACAAGAGGAGGAAUUCUUCACAAAUCUGAACUCUUACGGGUGUCGCAAGAAGUCCUGCGACAUGAGUGGGGUGAAACCAGAACCUAUUGCUUCGCUGCUGGACUCCCCGGAAGAUGUUGCGCGGAAGGAACUAGGGGAAACGCUCGAAGUAAGACAGAAGGCGCUGAAUGAAUUGCGUCAGCUUAUUUCAGAUGAACCAUCGUUGCGUUGUCCCACGGACGACGCCUUCUUGCUCAAGUUUCUACGGGUUCGCAAGUACGAUACGCAGGCUGCUUUCAAGAGCGUCAAGAAGUACUUCAAGUUUCGAACGUACCAUCCGGAAAUGUUCAAAGAUCUAGCUCCAAGCAAAAUACCUUUCGACGCCGUGUGCCGCACGCAUCGCCUGAUCACGGUGUCUCGCCAUAGAGAUCCAAUGGGAAGAAUUGCUGUGAUGCUGAAGACUGGCGCCUGGAGUAAUGAAAUCUGCACCUUGAACGACUUCUUCAGAGUGGCCUUUGUCUUAUGCGACCACUUCCUCCUUCGUGAAGACUCUGUGCUUAAUGGCCUCGUCGUCGUCCUAGAUGUAAAGGGCAUCGGCCUAUAUCAUCUGACUCAUUACACGCCCUCUGUUAUAGGAACAUUAAUCAGUUAUGUGCAGGACUGUGUGCCCAUACGCCUGAAAGCAGUGUACGUCAUCAACAACCCUCAAAUAUUUGAUUUGAUCUUCGGAAUCACCAAGACAUUUCUUAAGGCGAAACUGGUAAAUCGGUUUCGCUUCUUUGGAUACGAACCAAACGGGCUGCACGAACUUGUUCCGGAUGACGUCAUUCCGGAGGAACACGGAGGGACUAACGAACGCUACAACUACGAUCGGCUGGAGAGAGAGCUGGAGAGUGAAGAAGGUUACUUCCAGCAGCUGGGCUCUUACGGAUACGGCGAUACGCCAGCGAAGACUGAAGUUGAAUCGAAUGACUCGCUCAGUGAGGAGAUUCAAUUGAGCGAAGAAUACGUGCAUCUUUGAGGCAUUUGGUAUUUGCCUUGGUCAUCCAUUAUGGGCAGGGCUCGCGACGUGGCGGAGAGGUAUAGACCAAUGUUUAUCGAUGUAGGAGCAUCCCGAUACGAGUCAGUUCACGACCCGAACGAUCGAAUUAAAGUUGUUCCAUUGCAUUCCA
Messenger RNA from Rhipicephalus microplus (southern cattle tick), 1810 nucleotides. RefSeq lists its product as uncharacterized. The record is from RefSeq and is a predicted model, not a curated record. Gene Ontology annotation, cellular component: membrane. Lineage: Eukaryota; Metazoa; Arthropoda; Arachnida; Ixodida; Ixodidae. Gene Ontology annotation, molecular function: phosphatidylinositol bisphosphate binding.